AUGCGACAGAGAGAUCAGCCCACUUGCCGCCACAAUCUUAACCGGGGACGUUCGCCUCCUCCACAGUAUCCCUACUCAGCCUCCGAAGCUUCUGCUUCCACAUCCUUUUCCCUAACUACUUCCCGUCCCGCCCCACCCCCAUUCUCGAGUCUAUACACCGUCGACGAUCACUUCAAGCUUGCGCAAACCACCUGCGGACCUACUUCCGAAGCCGGUGCCUCAUCUGCGACUGCUGCUCCAGCUUACGCGCCCUCCGAUUCGGCAUUUGAUAGUCCUCUCGAGAGGUCUACUUCCUUCGACGAUACUGUUGCGGAAACUAAACGGGCUCUCCCACAAGACGUUAAGGGCGAAUCGAGCCAGAAGGUCGACGAUCCUAACGAACCGCCUCCCGCAUAUUCUGAAGGCUACAGUCCUUUACUCUCAUUUACAUACCUAAUGGCGGCUGCCGGUGGUGCGUCGAGUAUUAUUACUCAAGUCCAACAGGGCGGUCCUCCUGUCAAUGCUAUUGGAGAUGUCGGGGCCGACGAAACUAUUACCAUGGACCUACGUGGCACGCGCUUCGUACUAUCUAGAGACGAGCUCCUGACGCUGCCUGAAUUCGUUCUCCUCUCCUUAUUCCCCAACGGCCUCUUCCCCGAAGGCCAUAUGGGCGGCUUCUCCGAGGGUGAUGCCGUUCAAGUCGAUGUCAGUACACUCAAUGAUCAUCCUACCACGCAUUUCACUCAGAUUACCUCAAAUGUCACGUGCGAGGCGUCUCCUACGUCGCUAAGCACAUAUUUUCCUGCCUCUACACUUCGCAAUCUCGUCUCCAAUAUAAACAUACAUAUCACUGACCUUAUUUCCCAGUAUGAUCCUGCAUCUCUACAGUACAUGUUGGAUUUCUUCCGGAGCGUAGCACAGUCUAUCCCCACUGAGGCCUCCCCUACUGCUUCACCGGAAGGUGGUGCUGUUCCUAUCGACUCUCUAGGUGGCAGAGGUGAAGAUGGAAGCAAGCGAGCUGGUAUCAUUGUGUUACGGGAAGAUUUGGAUUUUUAUGCUAUUCCUCCUCGGCCUGAUAUCAGCCAGGCAGAGAUGAUCGAAGUCAAGCGUGCUGCUGCCAGAGCUCUGCUCAAGCAGGACGGGAUCUUUUCGGGGCUUAAGAGAAGCGAUGAACCUGGCACUACCGAAGCACACCUAAUCGAGAUGUUGACCGCUGGUGGCUUCAAUCACGACGAUAGAUGGGGCCAUCGUGCUGGCGAGCCUAACAAAGCCGUCGUAUGCAGUUUGGCCCUUGCUCGACUACGUAGCGAUAUCCGUGGUAACGAUAUGGGAAGCAAUGCUGUUGGCAUGGCACAAAAGCUGCUGCUCUUCUGGAGAAAGCCAGCUCGCCGUUGCUGGUGGGAAGGAGUGGACCUUCAGGACGUGGAGGGUGUAGAGGGCACCCUGAAAGUGUGGAUUCGGAGAGUGUGGACACUCGAGAUGAGUGUUAUUGGUCUGCGCUGA
Daldinia caldariorum is the source of this 1482-nucleotide messenger RNA. RefSeq lists its product as uncharacterized. The record is from RefSeq and is a predicted model, not a curated record. Gene Ontology annotation, molecular function: RNA binding. Bases 1 to 1482 code for a protein of 493 amino acids. Lineage: Eukaryota; Fungi; Ascomycota; Sordariomycetes; Xylariales; Hypoxylaceae. The transcript has 5 exons. Gene Ontology annotation, cellular component: nucleus.